UGACAUCUCGGUGCCCCACUAUUUAGUUUUACCUAUAUAAAUAAACUUCAAGACUACUAGAUUUUGCUUUACAUAUUAUUUAAGAUGUCAGUGGCUAGGAAACUAUUAAGUAUGUCUAAAAGCAUCAAGUUCUGUGAGAAAUUGGGGAUCAGAGUGCCGAUAAUUCAAGCUCCAAUGGCAGGAAUAUCUACCAUUGAGCUUGCAAAUGAAGUAACUAAAUUCGGAGCUAUAGGUUCAAUCCCCGUAUCAACGAUUGACUUCCGUUCACCUAGCGGAAUUGAUAAAUUGAAGUCAAUUGUUGAUAACUAUGAAGGUGGCAAAAUAGUGAACUUGAAUUUCUUUUGUCAUGAAGUCGUAAAUCCUGUUACUGAAAGUCAAAUAACCUCAUGGAAAAAAAUGUAUAAAGAGGCCCUCUCCAUUUCAUCAUUGGAUCACGAGGAUUCCAACUUUAAGAAUGGGAAUAUUUCAUUUAAGGAAUACGAAAAUAAUGAAUCUGUAAUAGAAUAUCUUACGACAUUAAAGCCUAGCAUUAUAAGCUUUCAUUUCGGACAUCCAGAGAAGGAUACAAUCAAGAAAUUACAAAGUGCGGGGAUAAAGGUUGCAAUAACAUCCACGUCACUUGAAGAGACGAAAUAUUUGGUAGGCCUUGGGGUAGAUAUAUUAGUUCUUCAGGGAUAUGAGGCAGGUGGACACCGUGGGAACUUUUUAACUCUGAAGCAUUUUGAUGAGAAUUUAUCAACAUUAGCAUUAUUUCUUAAAUCUAAAAAAUAUGUUGAUGAUAACAACAUUGAUAUUGAUUUAGUUCCUACUGGAGGGAUAGUUGAUCCGAAAGUAGUUAAAUUAUAUAUUGACUUGGGAGCAUCCGCCGUUCAAUUAGGUACUGUGUUCCUUACAUCUCCAGAAAUUACUAAUAAUAAGUCAUAUCUUUUAUCAUUGCUUAAUAAACAAGAUUUCAAACCUACAAUUAUUAUUGACAGUAUUUCUGGAAAACCAGCAAGAGCUAUUCAGACAGAUUUUAUAAAAUCAUUAAUAACUGAAUCAGUACGUUUUAAUAGUUCAGAUUUACCACCUUAUGGAACAAUGUACAAUGCAUAUAAAACACUUAAACCAAAGAAAAUCACCAAUCAAGAUAUUGGAUUCUAUUUAAUUGGACAGAACUAUUUCCAAAUUGAUCCUUCAUUAUUAACUACAAAAGAUAUUCUUACGAAUUUAACUCUGAAUAUUAAUAGUAUAAAUCAUUAGUUAUUUUGCAAUAUAUUUUAAUGUAUGUGCUUAUGUAAGUGCCUGCACACAAAAAUUUCUUAAUCCAUUCAGGUUCGUUGAAGUUUUUUGCUCUCAAAAGAUGGAGGCAUUAGUAGUAA
This is a messenger RNA of Scheffersomyces amazonensis, 1361 nucleotides long. Its product is annotated as putative nitronate monooxygenase. Lineage: Eukaryota; Fungi; Ascomycota; Pichiomycetes; Serinales; Debaryomycetaceae. The coding region runs from base 85 to 1242 and encodes 385 amino acids. The transcript has a single exon. Gene Ontology annotation, molecular function: nitronate monooxygenase activity. The record is from RefSeq and is a predicted model, not a curated record.